Molecule: messenger RNA, 4777 nt
Organism: Asterias rubens (European starfish)
Lineage: Eukaryota; Metazoa; Echinodermata; Asteroidea; Forcipulatida; Asteriidae
Exons: 6
Coding region: 588-3434 (948 amino acids)
Source: RefSeq, a predicted model, not a curated record
CCUCUCCAGCCUUGUUUAUGCAUGGUUUAUGCAUGGUUUAUGUAAUUAGUUCCAAAGAGAUUCAGAAUGGCCAAGAUCAUGAUGUCCAUUUCGCCUGGCUUUAAUUUGCGGCAACACAUCCAGCCUGGGGCCCUGAAUCUGAUGAUGUCAAAUUGUUGGUGCUUGACAUAGCAUUGAACAUGUAACUGUAACUUGGUCUUAAAGGUGCAUGGAUUACUUUGCCCUUAUCAACGCUUGCUGGGCCAUCUUCAUGCGCCACCAUUGUCUGGAUGCAACAGCUGAAGAAAUUUGCUUUUCUUGAGAAAGUGCAUUUUGGAAGGUUGUUGUUGCACACAGGAUCCAUGAACGGAAAAGUUGUUUGUGUAGUUCUUUGAAGCAGGGUGUUAAAUUGAAUUUGUUGGCUUCUUGUCCACUAUUUGUCUUCGUAAAAUGGAAGCGUUGCAAAAUAUCUGGUUUUCCAACCCUGUUGGAGUCUAUCGUGGUAUUUAAUAUUGUGUUGAAACGCAUGGUUGCUUCAUCAAGAUGAUUUUCAGGACCUAAGAAAUUGGUUUUCUUGUGCAGCAGUCAUGAGAUAAGCAGGCAGUAGGAUGCACUCAAGAAGUGGUUUACCAACUCCAAGACCUCCUGAUGACCGCAAAGGUGGUGAUGAAGAUAAAAAUGAAGGUCGAACGAGGAGGGUUUCUGGCGGGUCUUCGUCACCAAAGAAAGAUUCCAGCAAAACGCUCGUUUCGCGACGAGGCGUUAAAAAUAAGCAGUCCUCGCAAGAAGUCUCGGUUUUUGAACAUGGCAAUCGUGAACAGCACGCAAUCCACAGCCGUAUCGGCCAGAGCUCGUCCAUCGAAGACUCCUAUUGGUCAAGGAAUUGGAACUCUGAAGGCGGCAGACCUAAGCGCGAGAGAGCGUUAAGCGACCGACCCCAGUCUAAGCGGUUGCUCCAUCGAGCAUCGUUAACUUCCGUAGGCGAGCUCAUACCGUUUCAAAGAGCUCCGAGGGACGGCAGCUAUGAGUCCAAUCUACCUCAUAGAAAGAAAUCUGAAACUAAAAAGCAGAUCAAACCAGACGACAGAAAAGAAUCAUCCAAUCAUGAGCAUAGAAGUAGUUCUAAAAGCAAUGAGCCCCAAAGUUUUGAUGCUGCCCCAAGCUCUUCUGUUGGAAGACAGAGGAGGCAGGGCACAAACCAAUCAAGGGCAACUCAUCUGAGAAACAAAGACCCCAAAGAGAACACAGUUCAGCCUUCAAGAAAGCUGAGUUCUGAAAAGGGUUCUGUAGCAGUAAACCCCAGGGAGCAUCCUCAAAUUGGUUCAGAGAGGAAAAAUAGGAUCACUGAUACGAACAACAAAACAGAAGGAAUUGAAUCUUCUGAUGGACCUGGACUGGGAGUUUUAACUGGAGUUAGAAAUAGUACCCCAAAUGUAGCAAACUCUUUAUUGCAACAACAUGGCGGAGACAGCCUGUCGGCCCAGCGGUCUGCAGAAGAAGCUCCUCAGUCAUCAGGAAGACAUUCAACUUUCCAAAGCAGCCGCACUGUGUCGGUGAAGCAUGGGAAUGACGAAGAGAAUAGCAAUCUGAUGGUAACUAAAGUCAAUUCACCGUCUGCAGAGUUCAGACAAGCAGCAGGCCAUCAGCAAACGAGGAAUUCAGUUACACCCUCAUCCCAACCGACAGCGUCUGCAUCAAACUCUCUCUCAUCAACCAAUCUAUUACCUUUGAACUUAAACAACAUCUCCAGCCCAGUACCAAGCACAACAUCCGAUGUUGGACAUCCAGAGGAGACGAGUCCGAGACGACCAAAUAGUGUUUUCCGUAGGGGGAGAGACUCAAAUAGUAUCUUGGAACCAAAUCCUUCCCAAUCAAGUCAAGCUUUUACUUCUGUUCCUAAUUCUACUACCAUCAGGGAAAGUCCAAGAACAAUAAUGCCUCAUCCUCCACCAAUGAACACAUCUCAAACAAGUGAAACGAGAAGGGAUCGAUCUUUGUCGGUGAAUGAUGAUAGUACAAGUCCGAGAACAAACCUUGCACACCCUCCAAAUGCCAACCUACCACCUUCCUUGCCAGGCGGUCCAAGUGCAACGUCUUCACAGCAGGGGAGGUUGAAUCGAUUUGGCAGAAGAGUGAGAGUUCCUUCUAGCUCUGAACCUCGGGAGAGUAGCAACCACCCGGCCCAAGAAGAAAUCCGUCUUAACACCUCUGCCGAGCAAACUCCGGAACCAGUAAAUGAAACCUUUGAAGGAACUAAUCGUCAGAGGUACAGAUUUUUUACUCUCUCACGGGACCUAGCCAAUGAAGAAAACCAGAGGUCAGCCAUCUCGCUUACGCCACAUCGAGAUGUCCUCUAUGGUUCUACGUCACCACCUCUGCUGCGGCGACACAUGAGAACCCACUUUGACUCGGAUCACAGAGAAACCUCUCGCACAAGCCAAGGAUCUGUCGGCCUCAGAAGCAGCCUUGGAUCUUCCAUCAGCGAUGAUGACCUUCUCAGAGAAGACUCCUUCCGUACCUCAUCAGGAGGCCAGCCUGUUUUCUCGCCUGUCCUAAACUCCGGCCCUUCUCUUGACAGCUCUUUAGUUCAAAGACAGCAUAUACUCCAUGCAGACGCCAGCAUCUCUCCAAGAGAGAUUUCCAGCCUAAACUCAUCGCCAAGAGAGUUGUCUCGUCUUAGUUCAUCCUCCAGGGAGGUUUCUCGUCUCAACUCAUCUGCGAGAGAGCUUCCCGUUCUUAACGCCUCGUCGAGGUCUCAAAUACGUACUAGAGGAGAACCGGACAUUGCAAGCUCCUCAGACCAGGAGUACUUGACGUUUUCUGUCGAUGAGGGACGUCUUGGUCGGGAUGCGAGGAGGAGGUACCAGAACGACCGUAAUGAUGCCAUCCCACGCCUUCUACCUCAGAGAAGUCAAGAGACAAGUAGGGAGUUGUCCAGAAGCUCACAAAUCAUGAACGAUGUCUUUGGAUCAAACACUAAUCAGAUGGCGUCUAUCCAGGGCGACGCCAGUUCAGACCUCCAGGUGCCCCUCUUCGGCUCCCCAUUAUUUGCCCCUCUCGGCGUCCCCCCUGGAAUGCUACUGAGUCUGCUGGUCAGGACACGCAGAGAGUUUGGACAAGAAUUCAUGGAGUUACUUCUAGAGAAUAUGAUGCUAAACGUCUUGGCACAUCAUCUCUUUGAGACGGAUCUCCAAGGCAACGAUGAUGGCAUCAAUGGUGCUCCCCCACCAGCAACUCAGGCCAUCAUUGACAAUCUUAAGGAAACUCCUGCUCUGGAGAUGCAUAUAGCCAAAGAAAUGAAGUGUUCCAUUUGUCACAGCGAGUACGAAUUCUACGAGACUCUAGCUGAGUUGCCAUGUACACAUUUCUUCCAUCCAACCUGUGUGGCUGUUUGGCUCAAGAAGUCUGGUACCUGCCCUGUUUGCCGAUUUGAUUUGACAUCACCAACUAAAUGAGACUCAAUGGUCAGGGACGUCGCCAUGGCUUCACCUCUUCCUUAAGAUGCUCACUUCAGCAUCAGUUAUUCUCAGAUUUGCUUCAAGGCACUAUACUAGACAGGACGCAUUGUCUUGGUUUGAAACUGGAUGCCUGGUCAGGGUUGACAAAAUGCAAAUGCAUGAAGCCCCAUCACCCACCAUAGCAACUGUUUAAUGGCAGAUUGGUAAGAUAACCGUAUUUGUGAUGCUUAUCGUUGGUACCACAUGGUUUGCACGGUACCAAUAUAGGUAGCACCAAUCUAAUGGUUGGUACCACAUGGGAUGUUGGAACCACAUGGAUGGUACCACACAGUACCUUGUGGUUGGUACCACGAACGAUACCAUAUGGAUUAUUGAUGGUACCACAUGGAUGGUACUACAUACAUGUAGAUGGUACCAUAUGGGUAGCACUUAGUGUAACAUGGGUGGUACCAUGUUGAUUAUGGAUGGUUCCACAUGAAUGGUACCACAUGGGUAGUACCGGGGUACCGAAUGGUUGGUACCACAUUUGAUACUGCAACAUUCCAACAACCUCAUCAGUUUAAUUCAUAAUUGUAGAUCAAGUAUCGGAAAAUCAAGUAUCGGUAGAUAGAUCAAGUAUCGGUAUUGUGAAAUUUUUUUUAGUUGUUUGCUGUGUGACUCUACAUUCUAGAGUGAACUUAAUAUUCUUGUCACGUUACUUUGAAUCCUUGUCGACAGAAACUGUUCCACAUUUGAUUAUAAUGCACAGUAAUGUUCAGGGUUUUCUGAUAUUGUUUGACAUGUUUGAAGAUAAAGUGACACAACCAAUUUUUAAAAACAAUUGCACGAACCAAUGCACGUUCACUUUUAUAUAAAAAAAAAAUAGUCUGAUUUUUAUUGGACAUCAAAUUUUACUAGUGGCUAUAAUGUUGGACAAAGUUAUGUGGACGCUGUAUCAUGCAUUUCUGGAAAUAAAAAUAUACAAAUAUUUGUUCAUGUUUUUAUUGUGCGAGAUUCUUUAAAGAAUUUGUCUAACAUCCCGGUUUUAAAGUUACAUUCCAUCACCAUUCACUUUAACAAAAAAUUGGGAUUUCAAGUAGAUUUUCAAGAUGUUUACACAUUUGUUUUCCAAUCACUGAUCAGUUGCACAAUUAUUUGGGAAUCAUUUUUGGCUCAGUGAAUUCUUUCCCUGCCUUUCGCCUGCUUGGACCCUGGGGCCAACUUCAUAGAGAUGCUUGCACCAAAUAUAGCUCGCUUAUUUUUCACUAGUCUUGGUGCAAGACGUUUCUCGUUUUCCUUUCACGCACACCGCAGCCAAGUCACAGACAGCGCCCUGCACCGACUCACCUGACUUAGUCCAC